Molecule: messenger RNA, 1338 nt
Organism: Drosophila elegans
Lineage: Eukaryota; Metazoa; Arthropoda; Insecta; Diptera; Drosophilidae
Exons: 2
Coding region: 88-1338 (416 amino acids)
Source: RefSeq, a predicted model, not a curated record
UGUCAACACGCGCGCAUGCGUUGCUGGAUUCCGGGAAUUUGUGUCAGAUAAUUAUUUUCCGGGAAUUUCUUGCGUUGAAAAGCUAAAAUGCCAGGAAGGAAGUGGGUCCGAAGCAAGUACUCGGUACACUUGCCCAGGCGCGAGUUCGUCGAAAUAGUUCCCCAAAUGGGCGGCACCGGCGCAGGAGAAAAUGGAUCAUCCGCCGGGUCAGGUCCUCGGAUGACCGUGAACACUCUUUCAGCCAUUUCGCAGCUUCCCUGCAGCACUGAAAAUGAGGCGCAUGAGGAGACAAAGGAGGUUUGCCGUAAUAUAAAUGAGACUGUGAAGGAUGCUCCAAAUACAAGCUCGGAUAAUGCUUCACAGUGGAACCAGCGCCCAUUAUCUUUCAGCGAAGAUCAAAACAAGGAGAAUAAUGAUCUUAUAAGUAACCAGAGCCACCAAAAUGCUGGGAAUACACCUAAGUCCAAUACUGUCCCCAAGUGGGACAAACAUAGCUCAGGAUGCAUUAUCAUAUCCAGCGAUGACGACGAGUUGGCUGGUCAGAAAGCCGUUAGAAAGAGCCACAGGCUGACUACAACAAAAAGGAGUCAUUUGUCUAUUGAGGAACAUCCAAAGGAAGAUCCAAUAUUUCCCAAACUUGAUAAAAACGAUACCAAAGUGGGGGAGAAGCUCAGACUGACUGGCAGUAAUAUACCGCCCAUUGAGUAUUCGAUGCAGUCCGACGACUUUGUUUUCCAUCAGAACCUGGAUAAUACGAUUGCAGUAAAGACAGUGAUGCCAAAGUUUCUUUCCAACCUGCAGUCCUCCUUAGUUUGCCAGCCGUCGUCUAGUAAGGAUAAUUCGAACGAGUAUCCAAUGUGGGUUCUUCUGCCGCCCGAAUGCAUUGCUCCGAUGGGCGGGAAUGACGAUGCAAGGAGUCUUAUGCCCGAAUUGCUGCUGCUUCCUUCAACUUCCCAAGCGGCGAAAAAGGAGCCUAUGGAAGAGGACUUUUCAACCUGCAGCAAGAAUGUUCCCAAAGGAAUGUGUAGCUCUAGCAGCCAACACAAUCUGGCAAAUAAAAAUACUGUGGCAGGGAAAAAGGAGGUCAAAAGGGGUCGUCAAAAAACCGUUUGGCACAAGGACAACCUCUGCGAGUGCGCUUUGCGGGAAAUGCAGAACCCAAAACCCUCAAAGGUCGACGUGGAAAACUGGCGGAGCAUCGAGGCGAUCUGCAUGCGCCUAAGGGGCAUCGAUGUGCCGGGUAAAAUUGGUUUACUGGAGGAAACCCCAUCGUUUGAGGACAUUUUCGAUGUUUUAAGUAUUAAAGAGGAGGAUCCCAAAGCGAUUAGUCCCCCUUAG